This is a messenger RNA of Aphanomyces astaci, 1034 nucleotides long. RefSeq lists its product as hypothetical. NCBI's taxonomy places the organism in Eukaryota, Oomycota, Saprolegniomycetes, Saprolegniales, Verrucalvaceae. The record is from RefSeq and is a predicted model, not a curated record. The transcript has 2 exons. Gene Ontology annotation, molecular function: NAD binding. Bases 4 to 1008 code for a protein of 334 amino acids.
AAGAUGUCGACGGCUGCCAUCAUGCGUAUUCCAGUGAUCUCAAACAUCGCGCUGUUAUCGGAAAAAGUUCGUGCAGCGCUGGCGGCAUUGCCGUCAUCGGCGAUUGAAAACCUCCGCAUUGAAAUCGUGCCUGUGAGCACUUCAGCGUUGACCGGACCUGACGCGGUCGACGUCGCCACUUUGGAGCUGCUUCGCGACGCCCAAGUCAUCUUGGGCGACCCAAAGCAUGUCCUUCCUGCCCUGCCGUAUGCUUUAAACGUGAAGUGGGUGCAGUCAACGUUCGCGGGUGUGGAAGCCGUUUUGACACAGCCGCGUCGCGACUUCACCCUCACACGCGCUGGCGGCAUCAUGGGGCUGCACAUGGCACAAUACGUCCUGGGAUGGGUGAUUUCAAAGGAGCGCAAGUUCCACUUGGCGCCGCUCCACCAAGCCAACCACGAGUUUCGUUCCCACGACAUGCGCUAUCGCCAUUACCACGACGUCACCGUGGGCAUCCUUGGCCUGGGGGACAUCGGGUCGUCCAUUGCGUCGCUCGUGUCCACGGCGGGGUUUCGUGUCAUCGGACUCAAACGAUCGUCCUCCCAACCAGCGACGACUGUGCCCACCACCACAGACUUGCACGAGCUGCUGGCCCAGGUCGACUACGUUGUGAACGUUCUCCCAAGCACCAUCGACACCCGCGACCUCCUCUCUCGCGACACCUUUCAAGCCUGCCACAUCAAGAAGCCGUGCUUCAUCAACGUCGGUCGCGGCGAUGUUGUGGACGAAGCGUCGUUGGUGACUGCGUUAGACCAAGGUUGGCUAUCCAGCGCCGUCUUGGACGUGUUUGCAAUCGAGCCCUUGCCUCACGAAAGUGCAUUGUGGUCGCAUAAACACGUGACGAUUACGCCCCACGUGGCGGCGCUGAGCAUGCCGGAGGAUGUCGCGGGAGUGUUUGCUCGAAACCUGUCACAUUUUCACGCCUCGACACCCCUAGAGUAUGUAUUUCAGUGGUCCCGGGGGUAUUAAUACUAACUAGUCCCGAAUAUUUUUCG